CAACAACCAACUUAAACAUCAGCCGAAGCUCAAGUGCACAUUCCUGACCCCGACUUCGUGAGCAACAAGCAAACGAAUCUACGAAUUGAGGCUUCCACCAUCGGCGCAAAUCCCGACCUCGGACUUUACACCUCGUGUCGAGGAUUUGGGCCCCUCCGGCAUACCCAAAGUAGCAAUCUCCGCACCGUGGCGUUCCCCUCAUUCCCCAGUCAGCUGCAUUCACCCGCUUCGACCCCGGAUAAUAAAACCAAUUGCCUCCCCGGUCGCAAAAAUGGCUCCCAAACGUGCUUUGUUCUCCCUAAACGUAGACUCCGAAACCGAUCACGUCUAUCAACGCAUCAACGACCACUCCAAACCCGGAGAGAAGACCAAGGUCAUUGAACACUCAGGAUCGACUGUUGGCCACACGGAUCUGCAAUUCAUCAAGCCAUUUGAGAAUCUCGUUAAUCGAACCGUCGAAGGUGUCGAAGAAGGAACAGGCAAAAAGAUCCACAGCGCAGAAGGCGAACUCACAUACUCCAGCCAGCGCAGCUCCUCAGGGGCCGUCGAACGAAAGAUGUCUUCACAACCCCUCCGCAUUGCCAUCGGCUGCGACAGUGCUGGCGUCAGCUACAAGAACGCCAUCAUCGCCGACCUGAAGAAAGACUCCCGCGUGUCAGACAUAACCGACGUCGGCGUCCCCGAAACAAGCGACGACACCGCGUAUCCGCACGUCGCCGUCGACGGCGCCAAACUUGUUGCUGAGGGCAAGGCCGACCGCGCGAUACUGAUCUGCGGCACUGGGCUGGGUGUUGCCAUCAGUGCGAACAAGGUCCCUGGCAUCAGGGCGGUUACGGCACACGACUCGUUCAGUGUCGAGCGCGCGAUUUUGAGCAACGAUGCUCAGGUGCUGUGUAUGGGUGAGCGUGUCAUUGGGCUGGAACUUGCCCGGAGAUUAGUCAAAGAGUGGUUGGGUUACCGAUUUGACAAGAGUAGUGCGAGUGCGGCGAAGGUAGAUGCCAUUACAGAACAUGAGAAGAGGAACUUUGCGGGGCUGGACAAGGUUGACAGUGUGACAAGCUGCUCGUAG
Molecule: messenger RNA, 1069 nt
Organism: Boeremia exigua
Lineage: Eukaryota; Fungi; Ascomycota; Dothideomycetes; Pleosporales; Didymellaceae
Exons: 2
Coding region: 272-1069 (265 amino acids)
Biological process (GO): carbohydrate metabolic process
Cellular component (GO): intracellular anatomical structure
Molecular function (GO): isomerase activity
Source: RefSeq, a predicted model, not a curated record